This is a messenger RNA of Penicillium coprophilum, 1461 nucleotides long. RefSeq names its product O-methyltransferase tpcA (gene tpcA). The coding region runs from base 1 to 1461 and encodes 486 amino acids. NCBI's taxonomy places the organism in Eukaryota, Fungi, Ascomycota, Eurotiomycetes, Eurotiales, Aspergillaceae. The record is from RefSeq and is a predicted model, not a curated record. Gene Ontology annotation, molecular function: O-methyltransferase activity. The transcript has 6 exons.
AUGGCUUCAUCACCAACUGUUCGCGAUGUUCACCAGCUUCUUCAGCUCUUGGAAGUGACCACUCAGGCAGUGCGCACUGUCAUCAACGAGUGGUCAAAGAUUCCCAGUGCGGGAGACAAAGUUGAUGACCAGGAUAAAAGGAAGACCGAGACCCAGAUUCCCACUCGGGAGCUUUUUGAGGCCAAGCGCACGCUCAUUUCUGCUACGGGCAAGUUUGUCGAGCUCGUUGCAACCCCCAGUGAGCGUAUUCUCGAGGUUUCUUCCCAAUACAAUGAAUCUCGGUGUCUUCACAUUGCUGUUGGACUCCAAGUAGCCGAUAUCUUGGCCAAAGCCGGAGACAUGGGUGUUCCAGUUGAUCAGCUAAGUGACGCGGUGGGCAUUGAGGCUCAAAAGCUGUCCCGAGUCAUGAGAUGUCUCUGUUCAAUCCAUAUCUUCAAAGAAGUGCGAGAGGAUUGUUUCGCCAAUAACAGAAUUUCUGCUUCUCUUAUACACAAUGAGGCACUUCGUGCCUAUGUUAUGAUGUUCUCCUUCGAUCUCUACAGCGCUUCGGAUGCGCUGCCUCGAGCCCUGCUCGACCCCAAGUUGGGACCGUCAUACUCAGUCAAGGAAACUGCAUUUCAGAAGGCCGCUAACACAACUUCUGAGCGAUGGAUCUGGCUGGAAGAAGAGGUCAAAGUAGCGGAGCUGCAGAGUGGCUCCGACUCCGCGUAUCCUGGGCCCUUCGGUCCGGAGCUGACACAGGCAGUUGGCUCAAAGUCUCCGGAAACCCUGGUAAAACGACCAGAACAUGCCGUUUUUGGUCUGGCCAUGGUCGGUGGCGGUCGGGUGUUUGGUGUCGCCCAUUUGUUCGAUUAUCCUUGGAAAAGCCUAGGUGAGGCACUCGUGGUAGAUGUUGGAGGUGGUGUUGGUGGCUUCUGCCUGGAACUAUCACAUCUUUACCCAGACCUCAAAUUCAUUGUCCAAGAUCGGCCUCCAGCUCUAGAGCAGGCAAAGACCGAAAUUUGGCCACAAAAAAACCCCCGUGCAGUGAAAGAAGGCCGAGUUACCUUCAUGCCGCAUGACUUCUUUGACGAGAACCCAGUCAAAGGAGCUGAUGUAUAUUGGCUCCGCUAUAUUUUGCAUGACUGGUCCGAUGAAUACUGCAUCCAGAUUCUGAGUGGUAUACGCAAGAGUAUGAGUUCCAAAUCGCGACUUCUCAUUUGCGAUCAGGUCAUGAAUACCACACUUGGAUUUGAAGGGAUAUCUUCAGCCCCGGAACCAUUGCCGGCGAACUAUGGAUAUUUUGCACGGUACAGCCAUCAGAGAGACAUCACCAUGAUGAGUAUCAUCAACGGUAUCGAGAGGACUCCGGCCCAGUUUGAACGGAUCAUUAAUCUGGCAGGACUCUCUUUGAGUAAGAUCUACGACUGCCGGAGUCAGGUUUCUCUGGUGAUGUGUGAACUGCCGAAAGCUGGGAAAUGA